Homalodisca vitripennis (glassy-winged sharpshooter) is the source of this 4632-nucleotide messenger RNA. RefSeq names its product restin homolog. The record is from RefSeq and is a predicted model, not a curated record. The transcript has 3 exons. Lineage: Eukaryota; Metazoa; Arthropoda; Insecta; Hemiptera; Cicadellidae. The coding region runs from base 1 to 4110 and encodes 1369 amino acids.
AUGAGUAGCAUAGGUUGUUGUCACAGAGGAAGUAGAGGAGUCUCAGGGGUUGGGAGAGAGAGAGGUAGAGUGAAGCAAGCAGAGCUAGAGGCUUUUAAACAAGAGUUAGCUCGCAAGAGAGCACUGCGUAAUGAGGCUCUUGCAGCCCUACAGGCAGAGAUGAGAGAUCUGCGGAGUCAAGUGGAGGAGGAGCGAAGACUGCGACUGGAGGUGGAGAUGGAGCGAGACACUCUGAGAUCCUCCGCCUCUAUAGAUCUAAGUCAGGAGCUUCAGAGGGUAACAGAGCAGAAGAAACAGCUUGAAGAAGAGAGAGAGCGCCUAAUGGAAGAAGUCGAGGAGAAAGCUGGUCUCGAGAGACAAGUACAAGCUCUUAAGGAUGUCUCACAGAUAGGAAAGGAGAUGUUGCGGAUUAGAGAACUUCAGGUUAAAGAGCUGAAGAAGAAACUUGUUGAGAUCAACUUGUCUACAGUGUUGGCGCCACCAGAAGACUUGCGCGUUGAAUACGAGAAACAAAUAGAUAACAUUCGCAAACUACGAACUCUUUACGAGGAAAGGGCAGCAGCAACGAUGCUUGAGCAUCAACGGGCACUGGAACGAGAAGAGGCAAAGAGGGAGGUAAUAGAAACAAAACUAGCUGACCUUCAGAAAGAAACAGAAGAUUGGCAAGAAAUGAAGAAAGAAUUGGAAUUGAAGAUUGAGAAGUUAGAGGGCGUCAUCCAGAAAAAUGAGGAUGACCUUGACAAAUUAAAAGAUGAUUUAUUUUCGAGUACUGUUCAAAAUAAAAGUUUGAGCUCACAAAUUACUUUAAUUAACAAUUUAUUUUCUCAAAUGCUGGUAAGUCCCAAAGUAGACUUAGACCGGUUGACACGACUUCUGAAAGACAACCAUGGUCUCAUAACUGAUUUAACCGAAAAAGGGGAUUCCAAUGAAGUUGCUGCUUUGUUGGUAGAUCUAGCAGGGCAAGUAGAAAAAGAACAAGAAGAAGAGAAAAAACAGGAACAAAACUCCGAAGAUUUAGAUAAGAAUGUUGAAUCACAGACUGAAAUAGCGUCAAAUCUAUCUAAGGUUUGGAGAGUGAUGGUAGAACUUUUGAGUCAUCACCAAAGUUCAAGUCAUGUGGAACUUGCUGGAGGGGCAGAAAGUUGCUAUAAAUGUAUCCAAACACCAACUGGUCCAAGAUCUGUUAUCAGUGUUAGUCAAACAUUUUUAACCUUGAAAGAUUUAAUCUUAGAGAAAAAUCGCUUGGUAAAAGAAGUUGGUAGAUUGAAAACAUUGAAUAAUCAUUUAGAGUAUCGUUUAGGAAGUCAAGAAAAGAGGCUUUCAGUGGUAACAACUGAAUUAAGAAAAACGUGGGGAGUUUUUAACAAGCUUAGAGCUCAACACAAACAACUACAUACUCAUGAAAAGAUUCUUCGAUAUGAACUUCAACAAAAAAGGUGUAUGCUAACAGAACUGAAGGAAGAAUUGGAACAUUGCAGGGACAAAUGGGAGCGAGCUCGGCAAAAGAACACUCAAACUGAAGAAGAUUGGAAAAAACUCAGAAAGGAAUUUGCUUCAAGGAAGUCUCGAACGGAAAGUAACUCAGCGGAAAGUGGUUAUGAAGAGGAAGAUGUUGCUGUCUCUCCACCUUCAGAAACAAUAAAUCAUGGCAAUAGUUUGUUUGAAAUAAGACCUAAUAAUGGAAGUGAGGCUGAACUGUCUGAAGAAGACAUUGAGCAUUCUGAUGGAAAUAGUUAUGAUACAGUCAUUGAUUUAUUAGAUAUUGCUUGCCUUGAAAACCAAAGUGAAGGUGAAUCGACAAUUCCAUUUGUUCUCUGUGAAGUUCCUACCGUGGCAUCAGAAAUAUCUCCCAGCCUGCUACCACUGUCUGGUAGUGAAUUUACAGAGGGGCUUGAUCAGAUCGAGUCUGAAGAUCUUGCUGCUGUUUUGGAUAUUCAGUAUCAAACCCAGCUGUUGGGUGCUGAUUAUAACCUAUCCCUCCCUUCGUCAAGUGGAUCUUCCCCAAUUCCUACAGAAAAUGACGACUUUGCAUCAUCUGAAAUGGAUAUAUCGGAGGAGGAUUCCUUAUCAAAUGAUAAUCAUAUCUAUUCAUCACCCUUACCUACUGUAAAUCAACCAGUACAAGAAGAAACUUUAUUGUUUGGUUCUAAUUCAUCAAAAAACAUUUCUAAGUUCCUUGAUGGAUUGUUUGUGGAUCAACCUACCAGAAAUAGACCUUCUCCUCCACAGCAAAAUUUGUUUCUUGAUAUCCCUAGCACUUCUCAAUCUACCCCAGAUAAUGAUCCUACAACACCAAUAGUAAACAAUGGAAGCUAUCAGAUUUUAUCUGGGAGUGCUACUCCACUAAUAAGUGGUGAAGAAUGCUAUGAAUUUCCAGUUAAAAAUGAAGAAAGCUUAAAUGAAAACAAGAGUGACCAAACUAAAUUAACUGGAAUGGAGCAUGUUCAACAGUGGGUUAUUGAUUCUCAACCACCAACUACAGUUACAUUUUCAGAGACAGAGAGAGUUUCUCAGGAAACUAAAAUUAUUGAUCAAAUUCCCUUGAUUUCUUCUAAUUCAGGGACAAACACGCAAGAAGAGAUUUUGAAAGCCAGAGAGGAUAGACUAAAGAAGUUGGAAAAACAAUGCAGAUCCCUUGUAUCUAAAGUUUCUUCAACAUCCUUCAGAAGUGAAAUCAUCUCAAAUAAACUUGAUGAGCUACAUCUUUGCUAUGGUUCUACUGAAGAAGGGCCUGUCAAUAUAGAGUCAAAAGAAAAACACAAUGAAAACCAAGUUUGUAAUCUUCCUGAAGCUCAAGAACAAGAGACUACAGACCUUAGUGAGCAAGUUACAACUUCUUCAAAGUCAGUUAUACCUUUAAAAGAUUCUAAAGAUGCAGAAGCAAUAGCUUGUUCAUCAAACAGUGAAAAUUUGUCUCAAGUUCCAAGUCCCAUCCUAGGUAGAUCACCUGAACAAAUUUUAGAAGCAAGAGCUGCACGAUUAAAAAGGUUGGAGGAUCAAUGCAAAUCUUUGUUUUCAAAAAUGGCAGCAACAUCUUCAAGGAGUGAUGUGAUUUCUAACAAACUAGAUGAGCUACAUGAAUCUUAUGGGUCCUCUGAGCAAUCAACAAUUAAUGAGAAACCAAUGGUUACAAAUACUUAUGCACUUACUUCUGGACUAGUAAUCAACCAAAACAACAAGGAUAAAGAAAUAAUUGGUCACUCAGAUCAAAAAAAGUCCUUGUCAGUCCAUAGAGAAGAAAUCAAAGAUUCAAAACCACCUGAUUUGGCAUCCGAGUCUAAGGAAAUUUUGAACAAAUGUUCUAUUCCUGGACCUUCAACUGAACCAAUUCCAGUAGUAACUGGAAGUCCUAAAACAAAUCGUACACCAGAAGAAAUUUUAGCAGCUAGAGCAGAAAGAUUUAAAAGAUUAGAAGAACAAUGCAAAUCAUUAGUAUCCAAGAUGACAGCCACAUCAUUAAGGAGUGAAAUAAUAUCAAACAAACUAGAUGAGCUUCACAGUUGCUACGGAUCGUCAGAAGAUACUUCAGACAAUGAUGAACAUUCCUCAUCAUCUUUGGAAAAUGAUAGGAGAAGAUCCACUCCAACAAGCUCUCCAAGAAAUUAUAGGAGAAUGAUUCACUCUACAGAAAAAGACAAGACUUCUAAAGAAACGAAUGCUCAAGAUUUGGAUACUCUCCAAGCAGAAAAUAUGAAUGAAAGGAUAAAACUGCAACAACAAGAAACAAAUACAGAACCAGAUAGAUUAAAAAGAACUCCUGAAGAAAUCCUGCAAGCAAGAGGUCAACUACUAAACCGCCUGGAAGAGCAAUGUAAAUCCUUGUUUAGUAAAAUGUCCGCCACUUCUCAAAGAAGUGAUUUGAUAUCCAACAGGCUGGAGGAGCUUCAUGGGCAGUAUGGUCAAUCAACUUCUUCAGAUAAUCAGCCACAAUCUUCAGAACAAACUAAAUUACCAACUAGUUUUACUAACAGCGCAGAUGUAACAGAAGUUUCCAGAGAAUGUCAGGAAGAAUUAAGGCACUCUCAAAAUACAAAUGAUGUUCAGACACAAAAUGAAUCCAACUCAUCAGAUAUCACAGAUCAACUUACUGAUAUGGAAAAGAGUAAGUGAAAAAUACAGAGGCAUGAAGAAAAGUUUAAAGAUGUUUGUUCCAGUAUUGCUUUCUAUUUUUCUAUGAGAUCAGCUAAGGGAUGUUACCAGGGUUGUCUUUCAUUCUUUGCCGCUCUAUAGUUUUCAUUUUUUACGUCUUUAAAAAUCCAUAAUUUGUGUUCUUUUUAGUAGUUUUUGUAAUCAGUAUUGUGAUAUAGAAUUCACAAGUAUUUAGAUAUUUUUAGAUAUGUAUGGGAUGUAUAUUAAAAUUUAGAAUUUGAAAGAUGUCAAGAUGAUUGUGAACUUAUAACCAUAUUGUUUGUUUUAUUUCUUAGCAAUUCUCUUAGUUUUUGGGGUUUUAAGUUUUUCAAGAAUAAAACAUAUCAAUAAAUUGUCCUUAUUUUGUUUACUCUAGCUUUAUUUGUUUAUGAUUUGUUCCUAGAUUAUCAUGACAACUUAUUCACAUUGUUAGUUGAACAAUGUGUUGUAAGUGUUGAUGACUGAUGUUUCUAGUCAAUAAAAACUCAUAUUUUAUACAUGUGA